AUGAUGUCAUUUCACCACCAAUUCACAACCAGAGGUCCAGAGGAACCUAGUGGUCAAGAAAUUAAAGAAGUUCUCAGAGGUAUUGUAUGCCGUAUCGAUUUCAAUAUUGCUAAAUAUCCUAAACUAUUUGUUCACGCCUGUGACUUCUCGCCCCACGCGAUUGUCCUUGUUAAGUCACAUUUGGAUUUCAAUGAAGCCCAAGUCAAUGCUUUUCUUUGUGAUGUUGUGACUGAUGAUCUCUGUGACAUAAUGAUGCCUUCUUCUAUUGAUGUCGUUACCUUGAUUUUUAUGUUGUCUGCAGUUUGUCCAAAGAUGAUGCACUUGAUACUACUGAAUGUCAAGAAAGUAUUAAAGAUAGCAAUCGCUUUGUGUUGCUUGACAUAGCCAUAUUUUUCAUGCUCUUUCUUUCUUUUUUUUGAAAAUUGCUACGAUGACAUAUUAUAGCGUUCUCAAU
This is a messenger RNA of Rhododendron vialii, 454 nucleotides long. RefSeq lists its product as uncharacterized. The transcript is spliced from 4 exons. The record is from RefSeq and is a predicted model, not a curated record. Bases 1 to 384 code for a protein of 127 amino acids. Lineage: Eukaryota; Viridiplantae; Streptophyta; Magnoliopsida; Ericales; Ericaceae.